AUGGAAGUAAAUUUAUUCAGCAAUUCUACUAUUGUAAACAGUUCAUCCAUCAACCAUAAGCAGUUAGAAGGGCAUAGCCUCUGGGAGGUCAUUACUAUUGCCACUGUAACAGCAAUUGUAAGCUUAAUAACCAUAGUGGGAAAUAUUCUUGUAAUGAUAUCCUUCAAGGUUAACAGCCAGCUCAAAACUGUCAACAAUUAUUACUUGCUCAGCCUCGCCUGUGCAGAUCUCAUCAUUGGAAUAUUUUCUAUGAACCUUUAUACAUCUUACAUACUCAUAGGCCAUUGGUCUCUUGGAAGCCUUGCCUGCGACCUGUGGCUAGCCCUGGACUAUGUAGCUAGCAACGCCUCAGUAAUGAACCUCCUAGUCAUCAGUUUUGACAGGUAUUUUUCCAUCACAAGGCCUUUAACUUACAGGGCCAAGCGCACACCCAAAAGAGCUGGUAUCAUGAUUGGUCUGGCUUGGCUAAUUUCCUUCAUUUUGUGGGCACCCGUAAUCUUGUGCUGGCAGUAUUUUGUGGGCGAACGAACAGUACCACCUGAAGAGUGCCAGAUACAGUUUUUAUAUGAGCCCAUUAUCACCUUUGGUACUGCAAUUGCUGCUUUUUACAUUCCAGUGUCCGUGAUGACCAUUCUGUAUUGCCGCAUCUAUAAAGAGACGGAGAAACGUACCAAGGACCUUGCUGAACUUCAGGGUUCGGAGUCUGUGGCAGAGUUUGAGAUGAUAAAGCCUCAGAAGGCUUUCCUGAAGUCUUGCUUCGGUUGCAAGCAACAAAACACAGUCAAAAGAGAGAGGUGUCAGGCUUCCUGGUCUUCAUCUAGCCGAAGUACGUCAGCUACGGUGAAAGCCUCUCAGGCAGCAAGUACCUGUAACGACUGGGCUAAGGCUGACCAGUUAACCACCUGCAGCAGCUACGCAUCUUCAGAAGAGGAGGAUAAACUUGCCACUGAUUCUGUUUUCCAAGUAACUUACAAAAGUCCAUCUAAAGGUAAGGCAGAAGAGUAUAAUGACAGUACGGAUGUUGUUGUCGUCAAAGACCAGCCGGAAGAAAAUGAUUUUGAGAACCAGAAAUACUUUUUGUCACCUGCCAAAGGCCACGUACAAAAAAGUAAAAAAUGUGUAGCCUAUAAAUUCCGGUUGGUGGUUAAGGCUGAUGGCAGCCAGGAAGCCAACAAUGGUUGCCGUAAAGUAAAAAUAACUCCUUGUUCUGCUGCUCUAUCAAAGGAUCCUUCCAUCAAAAGCAUGGAUCCAAAUAUAAAUAACCAAAUCACCAAAAGGAAACGUAUGGUUCUUAUAAAGGAACGCAAAGCAGCACAGACUUUAAGUGCCAUUCUUUUGGCUUUUAUCAUCACGUGGACUCCCUACAAUAUCAUGGUUUUGAUCUCCACAUUCUGCUCUGACUGCAUUCCCCUGACACUGUGGCACCUUGGAUACUGGCUGUGCUAUGUGAACAGCACUGUUAACCCCAUUUGUUAUGCCCUCUGUAACAAAACUUUCAGGAAAACUUUUAAGAUGCUGCUUUUCUGCCAGUGGAAAAAGAAAAAAGUGGAAGAAAAACUAUACUGGCAGGGCAAUACCAGACUGCCAUAG
Messenger RNA from Charadrius vociferus (killdeer), 1590 nucleotides. RefSeq names its product cholinergic receptor, muscarinic 5 (gene CHRM5). The coding region runs from base 1 to 1590 and encodes 529 amino acids. NCBI's taxonomy places the organism in Eukaryota, Metazoa, Chordata, Aves, Charadriiformes, Charadriidae. The transcript has a single exon. The record is from RefSeq and is a predicted model, not a curated record. Gene Ontology annotation, biological process: adenylate cyclase-inhibiting G protein-coupled acetylcholine receptor signaling pathway; chemical synaptic transmission; gastric acid secretion. Gene Ontology annotation, molecular function: G protein-coupled serotonin receptor activity; G protein-coupled acetylcholine receptor activity. Gene Ontology annotation, cellular component: plasma membrane; dendrite; synapse.